AUGUCCAAGCGGCGGAGCGAGCGCGAAGAGGAGGAUGAUCUUGCCUUUUUCUCAAAACAUGCGAGGAUGAAUACACCUUCUGACGAUGGUGGUGUAAACGAAGAGGCGGCUGCCGACCAAGCAUCAAACACCGCGCGUCUCGCUCCACUUUCUCCCCCCUUUGACCCGCUGGAUGGCUCGAGCAUGGGCAUCAUUGAGCGUGUGGACAUGAUCAAUUUCAUGUGCCAUUGCAAUCUGAGCAUUAAUCUUGGGCCUCGCAUGAAUUUCAUUAUCGGCCACAACGGCAGUGGAAAGAGUGCAAUUUUAACAGCGCUCACCAUUGCGCUCGGCGGCAAAGCGAGCACAACGAACCGCGGGAGCAGUAUCCGCGAUCUUAUUCGAGAAGGUGCUAGUGCUGCAGAAGUGCGCGUGCAUAUCCGGAACAGAGGCCCUGACGCCUUCCGUCCAGCCCUGUACGGCGCGGAAAUUACUGUCGAGCGGCGCAUCCUUGCGGAUGGGAGUGGGUCGUGGAAGAUGCGUGGUGAGCACGGCAAGAUCAUUUCAACGAAGCGCGAAGAGUUGGAUGCAAUAUGUGAUCAUGCCAACAUCCAAGUGGACAACCCAAUGAACAUUCUCACCCAAGACAGCGCACGCCAAUUUCUCGGCAACGCUGCGCCCGAGGAAAAGUACAGCUUCUUUUUACGCGGCACGCAGCUUACGCAGCUUGCGCAAGAGUACGAGAUGAUCCAAGUGAACAUACAGCGCAUGAAGCGCGUGCUUGCAAGAACACAGGAAGUGCUGCCAGAUUUGGAGCACGAGGCGCGCGAAGCGAAUGCACGAUGGCGUCUUGUCGAGCAAGCGCGACGCGAGCAGGAUAAGUUGAACAGUCUUAAAGAUGAGCUGGUAUGGAGCCAAGUGAUUGCAAAAGAGCAGCAGCUCGCCCAAGCCGCGGAAGACCUCGAGCGCGAGCGCACCAAGCAUCGCGCCUUACAGCGCAAACAAGAAGAAGAUCGUAAGCGCGCCAGUGCGCUGGAUGAAAGGAUUGCCUCGCUGGAACAGCGCAACACGGAAUCGAGCGAGCGCGAAACGCAUCUGCAAGAGCAGCGCGCUGCUGUGAUGCAUACUGUUAAAGAACAUCGCAACAUGCUCACCAGCAUCAAGGCACAAGAAAAGGAAGUGAACCACCAGGCAGAACGCGUCCGGCAAACAAUGCAGCAUUUUCAGCGCCAAAUCGAUGCAGAAUCGCGCAAGCUAGAACAAGAUUGCCGUGCAGUGCGCCAAGGACAAGAGUCACGACGCGAUGCAUGUAUAGAGCAGCGCAUCGAGAAUGAGAUGCUUCAAGUGCAAUGUGCCGAGACAGUCGAGGAGCUUGAAUUGAAGCAACAAUCGUUGGGCGAAAAAAGAAGCGCAAUGCGCGCAGAGCGCAACGUAAUGGACGAAAAGGCUGCGCACUUGCAGCAAUUUAUCCGGCGCUGUGUAGACGCGGCGUCAAACCGCAUCACUGCGUUUGGCGGUCGCGCUAUGCCGCAGGUGCUUGCAGAGAUUGACAAAGAGCCACGCUGGCAUACAAAGCCGCUCGGGCCGAUUGGGUUGCACAUGCGCUUGCGCGACCAGCGCUGGGCGCCCGUCAUGGAAGCUGUGCUCAAUGACGCGCUCAAUGCUUUUUGUGUGACCGACCACCAUGACCGAGCAAUGCUCUCGCGCAUCUUGCAGCGCUACGAUGUGCGCUCCCAAAUCUUUACUGCCGCACCCGACCUGUUUGAGUAUGUACACGGCGAGCCCGACAGUGAUAUAUUGACGGUGCUGCGCGCGCUGGAAGUGGACGAUGAGUACAUUGUCCGUGCGCUCAUUACGGGCUUGGAAAUUGAAAAGUGCGCGCUUGUCCGCCAGCGUGCAGAAGGCGAUGCGCUGCUGCGUCGCAACCCACGCAACGUGAUUCGGUGCUACUCGAUGGAUCUCUUUCGUCUCACGGGUGGAGCCAGAGGCAGUGCGACGCAGACGCUCAACAGGGCAACUGGCGCACCGCGCUUAGUCACCGAUACGAGCGUGCAGAUCAGCGAGGCGCGCACGUCUCUGGAACACAUCGCAGCAGCCCAAGGCGCGCACGAAGAUCAACUGCGUGCCAUGAGCGCCGAAGAACGUGCGCUCCACACACAGCUUGCCAAAAAGCGCGAAGAGCAUGCUGCCUUGCGCGCUGCACACCGCACCUUGCGUACCAACAUUGCACAAAUCGAGGAAGAGAUGCGCGAGGAUGAGCCGGCGAAUAUGGCAGCUCUCGAAGAAGCACGGGACGACGCCGAGCAGGAAAUGGCGCGCAUUGUCGAGCAAUUCAAAGAGCUGGAAAACCAAAAAGAAACGCAAGAGGAUGCACUUGCGCCGCACGCAGCGCGCGCAGAAAAUCUGCGCGAGCAAAUCGAUAUUUUAGGUUCCGAGCACCGCGACAUGGAGACGGAACUGCAGAGCAUCUUUUCGGAGCGCGUCAAGCUGCGGCGCAACGACGAGUACUGGACGGGCCAGAUCCAGACAAAAGAAGCGGCGAUGAAAGCAGCCGAGCAGGCAGAAGCCACGCUUGCGUCGCUUAUUGAUGAGUGGACACAGCAAGCGCUUGAAUAUUGCGCCCGCGUAGAAACGCGGCGCAGCGCCGAAGCGCUUGAGCGCCAGAUCGACACGAUUGAGCGCCAGCUCGCGGAUGCAGAGUCGCAUUCAGACAUGCGCUUAGAAGAGGUCGUGCUGGACCUUCGUACCAAAAAAAAAGCAUACCAGGAUGCGCAGCGCCAGAUCGAGAACCUUUGUGCUACUAUUGGCAUUCUUGACACCGCCAUCCAUACGCGCCUUGAAAAAUGGCACUAUUUCCGCCGAAUCGUUGCGAUUCGCGCACGCACCAACUUUUCCCAGUAUCUCCAAACGCGCGGCUUUUCCGGCUCGCUGCAUUUUGACCAUAAUGCGCAGACGUUAGAUUUGCGUGUGCAAACCGACGAUAGCGCGCGCAUGCACGACAAGGACCCCAAGUCCUUGUCGGGCGGCGAAAAGUCGUUUUCGACCAUUUGCCUGCUGCUUUCCUUAUGGCAGGCCAUUGGAUGUCCGAUCCGAUGCCUCGACGAGUUUGACGUAUUCAUGGAUGCGGUAAACAGGAAGGUGUCUAUGAAAAUGAUUAUCGACGCUGCAAAGUCCUCGCCGGAUGUGCAAUACGUGCUUAUCACGCCGCAAAACAUGUCGAAUGUGUCGCUAGGGCCAGAAGUCCAAGUACAUCGCAUGCGCGAUCCCGAAAGGAAUGUUUCCUAG
Messenger RNA from Malassezia vespertilionis, 3261 nucleotides. RefSeq names its product RNA helicase (gene smc6). The coding region runs from base 1 to 3261 and encodes 1086 amino acids. Gene Ontology annotation, biological process: double-strand break repair via homologous recombination. The record is from RefSeq and is a predicted model, not a curated record. The transcript has 3 exons. Gene Ontology annotation, cellular component: site of double-strand break; nucleus; Smc5-Smc6 complex. Lineage: Eukaryota; Fungi; Basidiomycota; Malasseziomycetes; Malasseziales; Malasseziaceae. Gene Ontology annotation, molecular function: single-stranded DNA binding; damaged DNA binding.